UUGGGACACAGCCGUGCGCAGUUAAAGUGCGCUUUUGACAGAUUCCUCUGUCUUUUGUCUGCUUUGGCCACACCCAGAAACCGGAGUUUUAACCCGAGGAAGUGUCAGGUAAAGGUUUCCUGAGCUACAGAACUUCCUGACUUCCGACUAGGAAAUGUAGGGCGACAUGAGAAAGUUUUAAGAUCUGGCGAACCCGAACCGUUUGGACAUGAUCGGGAAGGAGGCGGACGCAGGAGACGCGGUGACCAAAUCGGAGAAAGACCUGGUAGGUGGGUGGACAGAAGACACCAAGAACAGCUGGUUUCCGUCUGUGAUCAAGAAGAGAGUGUGCACCACGUUUGUGGAGGAUUCCUUCAGCAAUGGAGCCCUGUGUCAGUGCGGGAAUGCUAGGGACAGCCAUGCCUCAGUCACCCUGAACGAUUACUUCAGCACGGCCAUUGUCAGUCACUGGGAGCGUUCUCAGCACACAUCUGAGUCUCCUACGGAUGCUUUCGGUGAGGUGGAGUUCGAAGGAGCCAGCAAGAGGCACAGCUAUUUUCUACGUCUUUCCUGGGAUACUCCUCCUGCUACUGUUUAUUCCAUCUUGACCAGCCAUUGGGGCCUGCCAACUCCAAACCUGGUGGUGUCAGUGAAUGGUGGUGUGGGGAAGUGUAAAGUCAAAACCUGGGUGCGAGAUGUUUUAAGCCAGGGAUUGGUCAGAGCAGCCCAGAGCACAGGGGCAUGGAUCUUAUCAGGAGGACUGCGUGAGGGGGUUGGCAGGUGUCUAGGGGAGGCUGUGAGGGAUCAUUCUCUGGCAGCCUCCUCACUUGCCCUCUCUAAAGUAGUGGCCGUAGGCAUAGCUCCCUGGGGUUUGGUGUGCAACCGAGAACAGCUCAUCAAUCCUGAGGGCAGUUUUCCGGCCGGUUACUAUGUUCCGAACACGUCGCGAGACUCCUGCUUUCUGGAUAACAACUACCAGGCGUUUCUCCUCGUGGAUGAUGGGAGCGUAGGCCAUAAUGGUGUGGAGGCGGAUUUCAGAGCCCGUCUAGAGAAUUUCAUUUCCCAUCAGCGCACAGGAAAAUGGGGAAGCGGAAGUAUGGAAAUCCCAGUGCUGUGUAUGCUGGUGUCAGGAGAGCCCUACAUGCUAACGAGAAUGGAUCUCUCCUUGAAGAAGUCUAUCCCCUGGUUGGUCCUGGCAGGUUCAGGGGGACUGGCUGAAUUGGUAAGCGACAUCCUGGACAAUGUAUCGGCUGCACCGAAUCUUCCUGGGCCGGGGUCUGAAACCGAGGGAGAGGCAGCAACUAAAACAGAUUUCAGGGGGAGAGUGACUGAGAGAGUGCUGAAACACUUUCCCUCAGAGCCGGACACGGACAAACUAGUGGACAAGGUUUUGAGCAUUUGUCAGUGCAAAGAUCUGAUCUCCAUCUACCAUGAAGAGCAUGAGGGCUUAGAUGAUUUCGACACUGUGCUGCUAAAGGCUCUUGUCAGGGCGAGUAAGCAACGUCUUUCGACUGACGCUGGCCCCAGUACUGAGGAGCUGAGGCUGGCUGUUACCUGGAACAGAGUAGACAUCGCCAAGACUGAGCUAUUUUCUGGAAACAUCCAGUGGAAGAACGAGGACUUGGAGAGCUUCAUGACUGAUGCUCUGGUAAACGAUAAGCCCCAAUUCGUUCGCCUCUUCACGGAAAACGGCCUGAAUAUUCUGGAGUAUCUUACAUACGGCCGCUUGGAGGAUCUGUAUCGCUCGAUCUCCGAUGGAUGUCAGGCCCACACGCUGCUACAGCGCUACCUUGCAGAACGGCUGGGCGCUGUUAACAUGGGCACAUCUCGCUCUGUUGGCAAUUUUGUAAACCUCACUUCCAGUCCGGUCAAACAACUGACACUUUUUGAGGUGUCCCAGGUCCUGCAGUACUUGCUAGGCGACGUGUGUCAGCCGUUCUAUUAUAGAUGCCUGGAUUUGGAGGUUAUUGCAUCCAAAAGGAGAACCAUCAAGAAACUGGCUACGAUUUUACAAGAAGAUGCUGAAUAUCGGAAGCAGAGGUGCCCUUACCCAUGGGCUUCGCUCCUCAUCUGGGCCGUUCUUCAAAACCGCAGCGAGAUGGCUGUCUACUUCUGGGAAAUGUCCACAGAGUCAGUGCUGAGUGCUCUGGGAGCUUGUAAGCUGUUGCGAGUUCUCUCCAAAUUAGAGACAGAGACUGAGACGAAGCACUCCAUGAAGGAACUGGCUCAGAGAUUUGAGAACUUGGCCCAUGAUAUGUUCAGUAAGUGCUACGAGAGCAGUGAGAGUCGCUCUUUCAUUCUGCUGAAGAAAAAAUCCUUAGUCUGGGGAGGAACGACAUGUCUGAAGAUGGCCAUGGAGGCAGACGCUCGCCUCUUCUUUAGUCAUGAUGGUGUGCAGAGUCUAUUGUCUCAGAUCUGGUGGGGGGAUAUGGACAGGAGCACGGAGAUAUGGAAGCUCAUCCUCACUCUGUUCGUCCCUCCUCUCUGCUACACCAACCUCAUCUCUUUCAGGGUUGAGGACGAGGAGGUGGAGGGGACGUCUGAAGAAGUCUCGAAGCAAAAGGAAAUAGACUGGCUCUACGCCGAAACCGUCUUCUCUUUCUCGGACAUGAAACGCAUUCCGAAAGCAGAUGGGUCAACUCCUGUUCGACAAAGCAUAAAAGGUUACUCAGUCGGAGCAGUCCGUCCCAAGUUGCCAUACAUAUUUUCGCGCUGGAGACAGUUCUGGUACGCCCCGGUUACUGCCUUCCUUGGCAACGUGCUGAUGUACUUCCUCUUCCUGCUUCUUUUUGCCUACGUGCUGUUGAUGGACUUCAAGCCUCCUCCACCAGAGGGCCCAGCCUUCUGGGAGCUCCUGCUGUAUUUUUGGGUGUUCACAAUAAUGUGUGAGGAAAUUCGUGAGACUUUCUUCGUGGGAAGCAUGCCGUUCAAGCAGAUGAUACGACAGUAUUCUCAGGACAUGUGGCACAAGUUAGACCUCAUUGCCAUCACCCUCUUCCUUAUUGGUAUUGGCUGCAGGAUGUUCGCCGAGACGUUUUCCUUAGGCCGUGCAGCCUUGUGCUUUGACUUCAUGGUGUUCAGCCUACGACUUAUCCACAUCUUCGCCAUUCAUAAGCAGCUUGGGCCAAAAAUUAUCAUAGUGGGCAAGAUGAUGAAGGACAUCUUUUUCUUUCUGUUCUUCCUUGCUGUGUGGUUGUUGGCAUACGGAGUUGCCAAUCAGGCCCUGAUCUAUCCCUACGACUCCGACGCCGAUAGGAUACUGCGCCGUAUAUUCUACAGACCAUAUUUACACAUUUUUGGACAAAUUCCCGUGGAGGAGAUAGACUCUGGAUAUAGAUGGGAUUUGGAUUGCACAGACAAUGCGACACUCAUUGACGCAGGUAUGGAACCAUGUAGGGAAGCACACCAUAAUUGGCUUGUGGUCUUAUUACUCAUCAUCUACCUUCUGGUCACCAACGUCCUGCUCAUUAACCUUCUCAUCGCUAUGUUCAGUUACACCUUUAACAAGGUGCAGGAUCGGAGUGACACAUACUGGAAGUUCCAGCGCUACAAUGUAAUUGUAAGCUAUCAUUCUCGGCCAUGUCUUGCUCCACCCUUCAUCAUCAUCUCACACUUCCACCUCUUCAUCAAGAGGAACAUCCGCAAGGUGCCCUCGGAAAAGGUGCACCAGUUCGCUGUGGACUUAAGGGAGAAAGCCAACAACCGGCUAAUGACAUGGGAGCGCAUUCAAAAGGAGAACUUCUUGUCUGCUGAGGGAAAGAAGUUGAGAGGAAGUGACACGGAGAGACUAAAGCGCAUGUCUGUUAAAGUGGAUAGUGUUCUCAAACAGACUACCGAAAUCAGGGAUUUGGACCGCAUGGUGAGAGACCUCAAGUCUGAGGUGGAGUUCUGUUCAUCAACACUGCUAUGGAUGGCUGAAGCUCUAUCUCAGAGUGGUGUGCUAAAAUCGACCAAACCUCCUCCUACACGCAAAGUAAACCCAUCCACCCCGGAGAUGUGAGAAUGCUUCACUUAUCUUCCGUUUUUACAUAGCAGUGUAGAUGAUGAUGCAUUCCUGCUGUUCAGGCUAUUUAAUGAGAAUGUGGUACUUCUGUCACUUUGGCAGUCUUUGUCUUCUUCUGUUUAUCUUUUUUAUUUUUAAAAAAAGAGGUAAGAGUGCAGAAAAAAGUGCUAGAUAAUGGGGGGUCAAGCUCUGAUUGUAUAUAUCCGUUUAUUCUUGCUGCCUUUCCCAUAACCUAUAUAUAUAUAUAUAUAUAUAUAUAUAUAUAUAUAUAUAUAUAUAUAUAUAUAUAUAUAUACACAUAAAUA
Messenger RNA from Silurus meridionalis, 4287 nucleotides. RefSeq names its product transient receptor potential cation channel subfamily M member 4-like. Bases 209 to 3979 code for a protein of 1256 amino acids. The record is from RefSeq and is a predicted model, not a curated record. Gene Ontology annotation, molecular function: calcium-activated cation channel activity; ligand-gated calcium channel activity. The transcript is spliced from 28 exons. Gene Ontology annotation, biological process: calcium ion transmembrane transport. Gene Ontology annotation, cellular component: membrane. NCBI's taxonomy places the organism in Eukaryota, Metazoa, Chordata, Actinopteri, Siluriformes, Siluridae.